Eucalyptus grandis is the source of this 918-nucleotide messenger RNA. RefSeq names its product proteasome subunit beta type-2-A. Bases 110 to 724 code for a protein of 204 amino acids. Gene Ontology annotation, cellular component: proteasome core complex; cytosol; proteasome core complex, beta-subunit complex. Gene Ontology annotation, biological process: proteasomal protein catabolic process. Gene Ontology annotation, molecular function: peptidase activity. The transcript is spliced from 3 exons. Lineage: Eukaryota; Viridiplantae; Streptophyta; Magnoliopsida; Myrtales; Myrtaceae. The record is from RefSeq and is a predicted model, not a curated record.
ACUUGACUUGCUUCUCAAGCUCGCAGAAAGCACAUCUCCCCACCGAGUUCUCCUCUCCCCGUCGCCGUCACCGUCUCCGACCGAGUUCCGGGCAAUCGAGAGGAAGGAAAUGGAGUGCGUGUUCGGCCUCGUCGGCGACGGGUUCGCCAUCGUCGCCGCCGACACGUCGGCGGUCCACAGCAUCUUGGUCCACAAGUCCAACGAGGACAAGAUCAUGGUGCUCGACUCCCACAAGCUCGUCGCCGCCAGCGGCGAGCCCGGCGACAGAGUCCAGUUCACGGAGUAUAUACAGAAGAACGUGGCGCUGUAUCAGUUCAGGAACGGGAUCCCUCUGACGACCCCGGCCGCUGCCAACUUCACGCGAGGCGAGCUCGCCACUGCCCUGAGGAAGAAUCCGUAUUUUGUUAACAUUCUUAUGGCUGGUUAUGACAAGGAGAUUGGUCCUUCCCUCUAUUUCAUCGACUACAUUGCCACCCUCCACAAGGUAGAUAAGGGUGCAUUCGGUUAUGGAUCCUACUUCUCCCUUUCCAUAAUGGACAGACAUUACCACAGCGGCAUGUCGCUUGAAGAAGCCAUAGGUCUGGUUGACAAGUGCAUCAUGGAGAUCAGAUCCCGUUUGGUCGUGGCGCCUCCAAACUUUGUGAUCAAGAUUGUUGAUAAGGAUGGUGCGCGAGAGUAUGCUUGGCGUGAGUCUCUCAAGGACGUCUCCGCGACUUCUGCUUGAGAUCAACUACCAUUUUUAAUUUUUUUUCUUUCUGUUGGUUAGAAUUGGAACUUUGAAUUGUAUGGAUAUGAAUCUGCUGGAAUCAUGAUAUUUGUAUCCUGAAAGUGGUUUUCUUUUCCGUCUGUGGGACCUCAGUUAUUUUUCUGGUGGAUUGCUAUCUCAAUAGUGAGUUCAGCUUGGGGUUUUCACCUGCA